Ochotona curzoniae (black-lipped pika) is the source of this 2263-nucleotide messenger RNA. RefSeq names its product chromogranin B (gene CHGB). The transcript is spliced from 5 exons. The coding region runs from base 116 to 1978 and encodes 620 amino acids. Gene Ontology annotation, cellular component: secretory granule. Lineage: Eukaryota; Metazoa; Chordata; Mammalia; Lagomorpha; Ochotonidae. The record is from RefSeq and is a predicted model, not a curated record.
GUCCUGCCGAGGAUAUGCAUCCUGCCAGCGUUUACUGCCUACGGUUUGCAGUGUGAUCUGUUCAUGAACAGCUGUCAGUGCCGUGCCACUGGACAACAGGAACCACAAUGAAGAGAUGGUGACUCGCUGCAUCAUCGAGGUCCUCUCAAGUGCUCUGUCCAAGUCCAACGCACCACCUAUCACCCCCGAGUGCCGACAAGUCCUGAAGAACAGUGGGAGAGAGGCCAAAGAUGAAGAGAAAAGUGGCAAUGAAAACACCAAGUUUGAAGUCAGAUUGCUAAGAGACCCAGGGGCUGCUUCGGAAGGCCAGAGGCCGUCGAGCAGGGCAGAGGUGGCAGCACAAGGAGAAGAAGACGCACGGGGCUCUGCCAAGGGGGAGAACCGGGCCCCAGGCGGCGGGCGCGGCCAGGAGGGCACCGUGGCCCCUCGGAGCAGCCCCCGGGCUGCCAAAGAAGCGCAGACGCGCCCAUCUGAGGAGACCGUGAGAACAGGCAGUGAGGAAGAAGAGGGAGAGAAUAACUCGAAGGAGAGGCACGGGGAAGAUGCCACCGACGGGAGGCAGCUUACAGAGCUAGGAGAGACACCAAAGGUCCUUCCCGACAAGCGAAGCCAGGCGGCGGCCCAGGCAAAAGCGGCCUUAGCGGCCAGGUGGGACGGCCACUCCGAGGAGGAGACACACAGCAGGGAGAAGAGCAGCCGGGAGAGCAGCGAGGAGAUGGGGAGCCGUGAGGAACGCCCCCCUGAGCCCACAAGCCAAUCCCAGAGUCAGGAAGAAUCCGAGGAGAGCCGGGAGGACGCCGCGGUGGAGGUGGCCAAACGGCGCACCAGGCCCCGACACCACCACGGGAGGAGCAGGCCUGACAGGGCCCAGGACGGGACUCUGGGCUCGCAGGAAGGAGGGCAGUCGCACCCAGGGAUGGAGGCGGCCAGUGCGGGCACGGCAGGUGCAGGGGGAAGAGCGAUCCAGCAUGCAGCACACCCCAGGGCUUCCCAAGAGGAGCCCGACUAUGGGGCCGAAGGGAAGAGUUCUGCAGGUGUCCGGGCUCCUGCCUACGGGGGCAGAGGGAGUGAGGCGUACAGGGCUCCGGGGCCCCAGAGUGUGGAGAGCAGAGAGGAAGGAGAGAAGCCCAGCCCGGAGCUUGACAACAUGGCGCACAGAGAUGACGAAGGGCGCGAGGUGGAGAGGAGCCGAGAGCAGGGCAAGGGGCCCCGUAGCAGGGGCCAGGGAGGAGAGCCAGCUGCCCGUUUCUCCCUGACCACCAGAGGCGAGCAAGGGUCCGUGGGUGAUGGACACCGGCGUGUCCAGGAAAGCCAGAUGGACGAGGCAAGCCGGUUACUGCCAGGGGAGUGGAAAGCGCCAGAGAGGAGGUACCUCAGCUACGGAGAUGAAGGAGCCCGGGGCAGGUGGCCGUGGCAGGAGGACCUGCAAGCCCCAGAGGAAGUGAUGCUGCAAGACAGAUUGGGCCCCUAUCCCAGCAAGGAAAGGAGGAAGAGAUUAGGGGGGCUCUUCAACCCUUAUUUCGACCCUCUCCAGUGGAAGGAUGGCCGCUUUGAGAAAAAAGACAGCCUGGAUGACAACUUUCUUGACGGGGAAGAGGAAAACGGGAUGGCCUUGAAUGAGAGGGCCUUCUUCCCGGAGUACAGCUACGACUGGUGGGAGAGGAAGCCCUUCUCCGAGGACGUGAACUGGGGCUACGAGAAGAGGAGCUCCGCCAGGGCCCCCAAGCUGAAUUUGAAAAGGCAGUACGACAGGGUGGCCGAGCUGGACCGGCUGCUCCACUACCGGAAGAAGGCGGCUGAGUUUCCCGACUUCUACGACUCCGAGGAACAGAUGAGCCCGCGCCACGAGGCAGAGCGUGAAAGGGCCGGGGAAGACGAGGCGGUUCUGACCGAGGAUGAGGAAAAAGAACUUGAAAACUUGGCUGCGAUGGAUUUGGAACUACAGAAAAUAGCUGAGAAGUUCAGCCAAAGGGGCUGAGUUUCAGAGGAGUGGGGGACUAAGACGCAGCCCCACUUUGCUCCACUUCACCGGAAGACACACUCCUUUACCCAAAGGCAGAAAGUAGAAUUUACUAGUCAUUAAGUGUCUGACACGAUUGAAGAUGCCUUUAGUUUUUGCCAGAAUGCUAUCGAGGAUUUGAAUAGCAUGACUUGUAGCAUAUUUUUUUCUUGCAAAAUAGACGUAUUAAAAUGCUUGUGACAACGACUGCUAUUUUCUUUGACAACAUGUCUCAGUUUGAAAUAAUAAAAGAUUCACUCAAGA